AUCGAGAUUCAAUCAGUUCAAGUUUGACGCUCGAGAGAACAAAUGGGUACCUUUCGCCCAACGAUUGUCCAACAUGAGCAGAUAUAGCAAUCUAGGCCGUUCCCUGUCAUGGCGGUGAACUCAGGGAUCAUUUGGACGCGUUUGUCCAAGGGCUUUGCAAGCCUUAUAACUGCAAUGAAAUCGACCGAAAGUUCCCCAUACAGCACCUUCCAAUCGCCCGUGAGACUUGCCAGCACUCCCAAACGCAUCAGACCUUGAACUCAUCAUGUCAGCAUCAGCAGACAAGGAUGGUAUCAAACCACCAUCACCAUUCUAUCUCGGUGAUAACUCGAGACGAACAAAGGACAAAUCUCACCAGCACCAUAACUCCACUGCAUCGGUUUCCAACCACUCUCGCCCUUCUACCGCAGGAACUGCCGCAAGUUCCAUCGUCAACCCUUUCUCCCCACCUGCUAGCGUUGUUAGCUUUAGCAUCGAUCCCAUAAGCAGUACCGGGUCGAUGCCUCUUGCACCACCAGGUCAACACGAGCUCUCAGAGCCUAUACCUCGUCAUGGUGUAUCGCUACUUCCUCGAAGCACUUCAUAUUAUGGCAGUCGCCCCAACACUGGAGAUAGCCCCAGUCGGGUGACCUCCGGUAUUCGUCUUCGUGAAACAUUCGCAGCACCCCCAGCUCGUCCGUUGACAGCAGUCUCGACCUCUCCGAGCCUGGCUCCACCAAGCAAGACAAGCCGCAUGCGUUCCACCAUGCUUGAAGAUCCAAGCACAUUGGACAAACCUUGGGUGACAACGAAAGACCCAUAUGCGAGGAUUGCCUAUCUCUUGACUUACUCGGUCAUGUUCCUUGGUAUUGCAGCAUCUGCUGUGCGCUGUUACUUUGGUUACAAGAGCGUACCGUUGAUCAACGGUAAUUUGUGCAUGGUGUUGGAUGAAGAUUUCUCUUCUGACACCGACACAACUUUCGGAGCCAACGGAAAUUGGUUCCGUGAAGUGCAGCUAGGCGGUUUUGGGAACGGCGAGUUUGAGAUGACGACGUCCUCAACAAACAAUUCAUACACGUCCAACGGAUACCUUUACAUAACCCCUACCUUGACAGCAGACCAGAUCGGCUCCGCCAAUAUCCUUAACGGUUAUACAUACAACCUUACCGACUGCACGUACAACGCGACGAACCCGACAACGUCAAACGCUUCGUUUAACGCCGCUGCCUACUACCAGUCUUGCGGUGCAGUAAGCAACAGUUCCACCGGCGCGGUAAUCAACCCAGUACAAAGCGCGAGGAUCACAACCCGCAAGAGUGCAAGCAUCCGAUAUGGAAAAGUUGAGGUACGGGCGAAGGUCCCACGGGGUGACUGGCUCUGGCCCGCAAUUUGGAUGCUUCCUGUGAAUGACACCUACGGACCAUGGCCGAUGAGCGGUGAAAUUGACAUUAUGGAAGCACGCGGAAACGGUCGCACCUACCCCGAUCAGGGUAUCGACUAUGUCCGCGGAUCACUCAACUGGGGACCCCUGUCGUUCUUGAACGCCGUGUCCAAGACUUUCGGCUGGUGGACACAGCGACGCACAGACUAUGGGGAAGACUUCCACACCUAUACGCUGGAGUGGACGGAGAGUUUCCUCCGCAUUUACGUUGACACCCGUUUGCACUAUAUGCUUGAGCUUUCGUUCAACGAGCCCUUCUUUACACGGGGAGACUUCCCCUCUGUGGUCGAAAACGGAACACAACCCAUUGUUCUGCAGAACCCUUGGGUCAACGGGACCAAUGCAACACCUUUCGACCAACCAUUCUACCUUAUUCUUAAUCUCGCUGUUGGCGGGACUAACGGAUGGUUCCCCGAUAACGCAGGCAGCAAGCCAUGGCUAGAUAACUCGAAAACAGCCAUGCUGCAAUUCACGGAGGCACAGGACACGUGGUAUCCCACCUGGGGUUCAGACGGGGAGAGUAGUUCGUUCAUUGUGGACUACGUUAAAAUGUGGGAGAUUUGUUAGUCGAGCUGCCGACGGAUUCGAUAUUUGCACAUACCUUUUCAUAUUAUAGACUCACUUACCUUGAUCAUGACAUUUGGACCUAGUACUGUGACGUAGUACCUUACUUAUCAUUGUGUCUCCCUCUUAUUGGGUUCUUGUUGAAACAUCCAUUAUAAGCCAGCGCAUGCCCAUACUCAGAUCCCGAAGGAACUUGACAGUCGGUACCUCUUUCAUCAAGAGUUAGCGCCUGGACGAGUGAUAUUUUCAGCAAAGGAAUGAUGCAUCACAGGUAAAAGACAGGUCGAGAACA
Suillus clintonianus is the source of this 2276-nucleotide messenger RNA. Its product is annotated as glycoside hydrolase family 16 protein. Gene Ontology annotation, biological process: carbohydrate metabolic process. The transcript has 8 exons. Bases 266 to 1987 code for a protein of 573 amino acids. NCBI's taxonomy places the organism in Eukaryota, Fungi, Basidiomycota, Agaricomycetes, Boletales, Suillaceae. The record is from RefSeq and is a predicted model, not a curated record. Gene Ontology annotation, molecular function: hydrolase activity, hydrolyzing O-glycosyl compounds.